AGGAAAGAAGACUUAAUGUCGACUUCGUGCGAAAGACUUCCUCUUCUUGCCAGAAAAUUCCCUUCUUCUUACUUUCUCUCUCCUCCUCCUCUUUAUUAUUUUUACUCCAUUGCUGUUUAAACUAGAGAUACUAGAGAGAGAAAGAGAUCGAUCAAAUAAAUCAUUGAUUCAAAUCAUUUAAUUCUUUGAUUCAGCAUAACCCAUUUGCUUAAAAAGAUCAUAACUUUAUCUUCUUCUUAGAUCUAAAGAGUUGAGUUUUAUCACUCUUGCAGUUCAAAACCCUCUUCAAAUUCUUGAAUGUAAAGUUUGCAGAGAUGCUGAUGUAAAGCAUCUGAAGGGCUUGUUUUUGUACAGCAAAUGGUGAGGAUUGGAUAACAAAAGUUGAGGAGUGAACCUUUAGUGUUGUGAAAGGAUUAAGAAGAAAUGGCUCCUGCAACGAAGGCAGAGAAGAAAGCAGCUCUUGAUGCAGGUGCUUGGAUGUUCAAUGUUGUCACAUCGGUGGGAAUUAUUAUUGUCAACAAAGCUCUCAUGGCCAAAUAUGAGUUUAGUUUUGCCACUACGUUGACGGGUUUGCACUUCACUGCCACAACUAUAAUGACUCUUGUUCUAAGAUGGCUUGGAUAUAUUCAACCCUCUCAUUUGCCAUGGCCUGAUCUGUUGAGAUUUGUUUUAUUUGCUAACGUUUCGAUUGUCGGCAUGAAUGUUAGUCUUAUGUGGAACUCAGUGGGAUUCUACCAGAUUGCAAAAUUGAGUAUGAUUCCUGUAUCAUGCCUGUUGGAGAUUGUGCUCGACAAAGUUCGAUACUCCAGAGACACAAAGCUCAGCAUAGGACUUGUUCUUGUAGGUGUCGCUGUAUGCACAGUUACCGAUAUCAGUGUGAAUGCUAAAGGUUUCAUUACUGCUUUAAUUGCAGUUUGGGGCACUUCUCUGCAGCAAUAUUCUGUACAUCAUCUCCAGAAGAAGUUUUCACUCAAUUCUUUCAAUUUGCUUGGCCAUACUGCACCAGUGCAGGCUGGAUCGUUGCUUGUACUGGGUCCAUUUGUUGAUUAUUGGUUAACAGGCCAGAGAAUAGAUGCUUUCGACUACACUUUACCAGCUGUGAUUUUUAUAACACUCUCGUGCUCAAUUGCUAUUGGGACAAACCUGAGCCAAUUCAUCUGCAUCGGCAGAUUCACGGCUGUAUCGUUCCAAGUACUUGGCCAUAUGAAGACGAUCCUUGUUCUGAUUCUUGGUUUCAUCUUUUUCGGCAAAGAGGGUCUGAAUUCACAUGUGGUUGUGGGCAUGAUCAUAGCCGUAGCAGGUAUGAUUUGGUAUGGCAAUGCCUCCUCAAAACCUGGUGGAAAAGAACGUCGGAGCCCUUCGUUACCUAAGCAGCAAAAGAAUGGAGCAGAUUCUACAGAACUUGAUGCAAAGGUCUAACCAAUAUUUUUUCACCCUUUUUCCCACACUCACAGUGGUAACAAUUACAUGAGAUGAACAAUGAGGGUUAUUUAAUGAUGAUAUAUGAUAUGAGAUGUAGAUUUAAUUAGACCUUACAUUGCCCUGUGAUUAGAUUUCUUAGCAAUUUUACCCCCUCUUUCACUUUUGCUUUUGUAGAUUUUACAUAUUUCACAUGAUUUUUAUUUUGAACUACAGUCUCAGAUUUCCCAGAACAGAUUUUUAUUGAUUUUUGUCGUAAUUUAUAUAUACUAGUUAUUCUUUUACCA
This is a messenger RNA of Beta vulgaris subsp. vulgaris (sugar beet), 1706 nucleotides long. Its product is annotated as UDP-rhamnose/UDP-galactose transporter 6. The record is from RefSeq and is a predicted model, not a curated record. Gene Ontology annotation, molecular function: antiporter activity; UDP-galactose transmembrane transporter activity. The coding region runs from base 424 to 1419 and encodes 331 amino acids. The transcript is spliced from 6 exons. Gene Ontology annotation, cellular component: Golgi apparatus. Lineage: Eukaryota; Viridiplantae; Streptophyta; Magnoliopsida; Caryophyllales; Amaranthaceae.